Molecule: messenger RNA, 928 nt
Organism: Drosophila bipectinata
Lineage: Eukaryota; Metazoa; Arthropoda; Insecta; Diptera; Drosophilidae
Product: ESX-1 secretion-associated protein EspK
Source: RefSeq, a predicted model, not a curated record
AUGGCUGGUUAUCCGAGUAGCAUCCACUGCCUCCUGCUCCUGUUCCUGCACGUGGCCAGCGGCCAGUUCCUUCACGGUCCCGCACCGCCACGACCACAGCGGUCGCUCUUCGGUCCGCCGCCCCAUGCCAUCGGUCCGAUCCACGGACCCUGGAGCGGUCCCAGCUUCGGCUUCGGUCACCUGCCGCCCUCCUCCAGUCCGCACGUGACCAAGGACGAGCUACUGGCUCUGCUCUCCGCCUGGAAGGAUGUGGAAAGGCCCACAACGCCGGCUCCCGAGCCGGAGGAAGAACCAGAGCCAGAGACUACACCGGCUCCGCCACCACCACCACCACCGCCAGAGGAGGACGAGGAUGAGCCCGAGCCAGAGGCACCAGCUGCUCCGGCACCACCACUUGGCCCGCCGCCCGGUGUCCCGGUCACCGUUUCUCUGCCCGCUCUCGUGCCCAUCCAGCUGGCGGCCAUGUGGCAGCAGCCGGGUCCCGGCGCAGCGCCCGGAGGACUCGGUAACUUGGGCCUGGCCGGCUUGGGCAUCGGCGGAGGCAUUGCUCUGAACAAUCUGGGCGGAGGCGGAGUAGCAGCUGCCGGAGCCGCAGCCGCAGCAGGUGGUGGAGGAGCAGCGGCAGCCGGAGCAGCAGCUGCCACUGCCCGUUCCGGUCGUUCGCGGGCCAGGGCAAGGAUCGGAGGACGCGCCCCGUCCGCCAUCCGUUUUCCGGUGGCCAAUCCUCGCAGCUUUGCAUCGGGCAACUAUGUGGCUCCCAGACCUCGCUACUACCGCGACACGGACUCCAUGCGCCUGGAUGUGAUGUCGGCUCCUCCCCAGUAUCCGAUGGCCAAUCUUCCGGGUCCCGUGCAGCUGGUGAACGCCUACUGGCAGUGAGAGUCCCUGUGGGUCGAAGUCCUUCAUUUAUCCUCCAAGUCGUUAAUAC